Messenger RNA from Prorocentrum cordatum, 530 nucleotides. Lineage: Eukaryota; Dinophyceae; Prorocentrales; Prorocentraceae. The record is from the annotation of a GenBank genome assembly.
GUGCCCUCCGCCGGCCUCGUGCCGGCCAGCGCGCGGCACUGCCCCGUGUCGCAGCACGCGCUGCUCGUGAUGGGCUCCAGAGGCGCGGCGCUGCGGUGCCGCCGCCGCCGCCUGCUGCGGGCAGCGGUGCCGAGGAGUUCGGCCUGGCGCGCCCUGACGGACCGCCUGAAGCAUGCCCUGCAGGGCAGCACGCAGCGCCUCCGGGCCGAGCACCCUGCAGCGCCACCCCGCGGCACGCCGAGGGGCGCGGCCAGCCGAUUCCCCGCGAGUGUUCCCACGACGGCGCCGAAGGUUGACCGUGGAAUUCCGGUGAGAAAUCAGGCAGCACAGCACGUGCGCGCGCGGAGUGUUCACGAGGACGGCGUCGAGCGGAGCGAUCGCCGAACACCUCCCGCGGAGAAAUCUACGCCCAAGCCCUUGGAGCCCCCGCGAGAAAUCAGCGGCAGCCCCCGCGCGUGCUCCCGGGCGACGCCUCCUCUCAGCCUGGAGCGCGUCCAGCACAGCAGCCUGAAGUUCGACCUGGAGUGCGG